AUGCCCGACAAGACGACCAUCCUCGGCAAGCCCAACAGCGCCGACAUCCUCCCAGACGGCACGUCCACCAAUGUCACCACCAAGGGCUCGAUCGUGGCCUCCAACGAUCCGUCCGCUCGGCCCGAUGCGAGCCUAGCCCAGAAGCUCAAGGGUGACGUCCAGGGCGCAGUGCACACGACCGUGGGCUCGGUGCAGGCCGGCGCCGGCGCCGUCACCCGGAACGAGAAGCUGGAGCAGCAAGGGUUCGAGAAGAUGCGCGAGGAGGACCAGCGAAUUGGAACUAAGCAUGGCGUCAUGCCCGUUGGUACUGGCUUAAGGGAGAAGGCUACUGGCGUCCCCGAGACGCAGGGAGCGGCGAGACCAGCAGAGUAG
This is a messenger RNA of Neoarthrinium moseri, 372 nucleotides long. RefSeq lists its product as uncharacterized. Bases 1 to 372 code for a protein of 123 amino acids. Lineage: Eukaryota; Fungi; Ascomycota; Sordariomycetes; Amphisphaeriales; Apiosporaceae. The record is from RefSeq and is a predicted model, not a curated record. The transcript has a single exon.